AUGAAUGAACACAUCGCAAAGCUGAAAGAGGGCGUGGUGGGCAUGAACCCUGUAGUUGUGGCAUGGAAGCCAUUUGUUGCCCUCCUUGUUUCCGUCCUCACCUUUAUCUUCAUCUGUGUCGCUAUGGGUACGCUGGAGUGGGUCAAGUUUGACAAUGGUCACCUCGGUCUGCAAAGGGGCUGCGCUGAUGGUGUCGGGUGCAAGCCCAUCUCGUACUUUGAGAAGAACUUUGACUCAAAGUACAAGAAGUUCCGGCACGGUGGCAACGCGACACUUGCUUUUCUCGUGUUUGGCUUCUUCGCGCUGAUGGCGGCGCUGGUGGCCAACGUGGUGGCGAUCUGGAAUAUCUUCACCAACUACAUGACCCUGGAGCAGGCGCGGCUGUGGGCGAUGGCGGCCUACUUUGCAGUGGCGGGCAACGUUGGUUUUGCUUGGUUCCUCUACGUGUGCAUUGUGGGCAAGGCAGAGGUGAGCGGGACUAAGGGCAAGUACUCGACUGGAUUCGGCAUGGCGUUCAUGACCAUGAUCUGGGGCAUUGUCUCGGGCGUGCUGAUGCUGUUCGAGUGGAAGAACAUGUUCCACCUUGGCGGGCGGCGGUACUCGCUUAAGCAUUUCCAGUUUGUGCCCGAUGGCGACGCGCAGGGUCUUGCGAGCCACUCGGCGGCGCACAACGUGGCGUACGGGGCGACGGCGUCGACGACUGCUAACGCGACCCCGUACACACCCGCGGCAUCGUCGGCCUACACGCCGCCGGCGGUGACACCCGCGCCGGCUGUGGCGACUGUUGAUGGCGAAAAUGAUCCGUUUGCGCCCGAGCCGCAGCCAGUGGUGGACGCUGCACCGGCGGCCGCCCCGACGGCGUCGUCGUCGCAGGAUGUGGAGAACGCGUUUGGUGGAAGCGCGGUGAAUGCCGGGGCUGUGGCCGGUGCCCCGGCGCCGUCUGUACGCUCGGAGCAUGUUGCUGAGCAGCAAGCUGCGGAGACCCAGCAGCAGGUUGCCGCGCAGCAAGCUGCCGAGCAGACUGUUUCUGGCAAGAACGAGGCCGCUGCUGCUGCUGUUCAGGAGCAGGCUGAGGCGCAGGCUGAGGCUGCUGCCAAGGCUGAGGCCGAGGCGAAGGCGAAGGCCGAGGCUGAGGCUAAGGCUAAGGCCGAGGCUGAGGCUGCUGCCAAGGCUGAGGCCGAGGCUGAGGCUGCUGCCAAGGCUGAGGCCGAGGCGAAGGCGAAGGCUGAGGCUGAGGCAGAGGCAAAGGCAGAGGCCGAGGCUAAGGCCGAGGCCGAGGCAAAGGCAGAGGCUGAGGCUGCUGCCAAGGCAGAGGCAGAGGCUGAGGCUGCUGCUAAGGCUGAGGCUGAGGCUGCUGCCAAGGCAGAGGCUGAGGCUGCUGCCAAGGCUGAGGCUGAGGCUGCUGCCAAGGCUGAGGCUGAGGCUGCUGCCAAGGCUGAGGCUGAGGCUGCUGCCAAGGCUGAGGCCGAGGCUGCUGCCAAGGCUGAGGCCGAGGCUGCUGCCAAGGCUGAGGCCGAGGCUGCUGCCAAGGCUGAGGCCGAGGCUGAGGCUGCUGCCAAGGCCAAGGCCGAAGCAGAGUCGGCAGCGGCAGAACCGGUGGCGGCAGAACCGGUGGCGGCAGAGUCGGUGGCGGCAGAGUCGGCGGCGGCAGAACCGGUGACGGCAGAGUCGGCGGAGGAGGUCAACCUCCGCACGGUCGAAGCCCAGAAGGUGGCCGAAGCCGUUCGCAAGGUCGCCAAGUUCAAGGAGGGCUCGUUUACUCUCUCGCGCAACAAGUUUGCGGCGUUCAAGUUCCUCAAGGACUCAACCGAGCUUCACGCCUGGAUGGAGAACUUCCUCGGUCGGAGCUUCGAUCACAACCUUGCUCGGGUGCUGGCCUCGGGUGAGGUUCUUUGUGACAUCCUAGGCAAGAUUGCUCCAGAGACCAUCGAUACCUCGGCCGUCCACGCCAACCCGAUGUCGGCGUUCCUGGCGCUGGAGAACGUCACGCUCUUCCUCAAGGGUGCGGCAUCGCUCAAGCUCAACCUUCACUGCGACAUCUUUGCUGCGCCGGACCUUGUCCGUGCCUCCGACAUGCCUGCCGUCGUCGCCUACCUCCACGCCUUUGCCACGCACUUUGGCACACGCGACGACAUCCCGGCCGUGGUCCCGGUUAUUCCGUCGCCCGACGCGUUCAAGCCCGAGGCCGUUGCCGCCACCGUGACCCACCUCAAGCGCCGUGAGGCCGACGCUGUCAAGCACGCCACGCUGCGCAUGACGCCUGGUCGCAAGUCAAAGGCCAAAGACGAGGCUGCCGAUCCCGCCACGGCCUCCGCCGAUCCCGCCGCCAACGAGGCCUCGGCCCGGGCUAUCUUCCAGGGCCUCGACGGCGGCAUCGCCGCCGAAGACGCUGCCAGCGCAGACGCCACAGAUGCCGAGUUCGACGACCGGUUCACCUUUGCCUUCCGCAUGGACAACCAGAUGAUCACGGUGAUGGAGAAGACCGUCGCCGACGAGUACCACGAGAUCGUCGAGCAGGCGCUGACGUCGGGCGUGACGGCCGACGACGCCACGGAUGACCUCCACGAGACCGCCCAUCUUGAGCACGAGGUCGAUGCCGCUGUCGCGGCCCAGCUCGCCGAGAGUGACGCGGCGCAGUAGCUCAUUUACUCGGCGUCUUCAAACGUCGGCUCGUGGGGCGCAAAGCGCGCGAUAAACUGCUCAGCCAGCUG
Thecamonas trahens ATCC 50062 is the source of this 2711-nucleotide messenger RNA. RefSeq lists its product as uncharacterized. The transcript is spliced from 2 exons. Lineage: Eukaryota; Apusomonadida; Apusomonadidae. Bases 1 to 2640 code for a protein of 879 amino acids. Gene Ontology annotation, molecular function: protein binding. The record is from RefSeq and is a predicted model, not a curated record.